Messenger RNA from Chelonus insularis, 2895 nucleotides. RefSeq names its product probable protein phosphatase CG10417. The record is from RefSeq and is a predicted model, not a curated record. The coding region runs from base 169 to 2118 and encodes 649 amino acids. Gene Ontology annotation, molecular function: protein serine/threonine phosphatase activity; cation binding. The transcript has 3 exons. NCBI's taxonomy places the organism in Eukaryota, Metazoa, Arthropoda, Insecta, Hymenoptera, Braconidae. Gene Ontology annotation, biological process: protein dephosphorylation.
GUAAUGGCGAACUCACGAAAGCUUAAACCGGUCAUGGAGCGUAGUUAACGGCUGCAUUGUGUCUCCGGAAUAAUUGUUCUUUAUUUAAACUUGAUUAUUCUGUAAGAAUUAAUCUUCAUUAUAUUGAUCAACUUUAAUACGGUAUUUUGAGACUCGAAGAAACAAAAAAUGGGUGCAUAUCUAUCGGAGCCGGUAACGAAGAAGAUCUCGAGCGACGAAUCAAGCAAGAAUGUGGCGUUCGGCGCGAGUUCCAUGCAAGGCUGGCGAGUAAGCCAAGAGGAUGCUCACAAUUGUUGCAUAGAUUUCGAUGAAAACGUUUCACUCUUCGCAGUUUAUGAUGGUCAUGGAGGACAUGAAGUUGCAACAUAUUGUGCGAAUAAAUUACCUGAAUUUAUCAAACAAACGGAAGCUUAUCAAAAAGGAGACAUCAGACAGGCAUUAAUAGAUGCUUUCUUAGGUUUCGAUGCAACAUUAGCUAAACCAGAGGUGAUAAAAGUCUUGAAAGAUAUUGCUGGGAAUAGCAUUGAUAAUAAGGAUAAAUUAGAUGAUGAGUCUGAUGUUGAAGAAAAUGUAAUGAAUUUGCGACAAGAAGCAGAAAUGCCAUUAGAACAGGUGAUGGCUAAAUAUUUGUCAGAAAAUCAAGUCCAAGCUAUUGGAGAAAAAUUUGGCAAAAAAAUGGCUGCAUCAAGUCCUUACAUUCGAACUCGACGAACCAGAGAACGUCCUGGAAAUUCAUCAGGUGCCAGUUGUUCGUCAUCAUCAUGGAGUACAAAUGAGGCAGACGUUAGUAGUUCCAGUCAAUCUUGCUCAAGUUCUGGAUGUCCUUCUGAGCCAUCUAUUUCAGAUAAACAUGAGAAACCCAAUAGCCCUCGGAGCAGUGAAGUUGAACAAAUUUUAGAUUCCACUACAAGUAACGGUGAAGUUUCACAUGAUGCGGCUGCAACAGAAUCACCAUCAAAAUCUGCAGAUAUGCCUGAUAGUUCAGAAGACGUCAAAGAAAAAGUAUCGCCAAGUAAAACAGAAGAAAGUACAGAAGAUAAUAUUGAAGUAAAUGGAUCGGAAUCAAAAAAAAAAGAAGAUGCUGAUAAUGGACGAAGUUCUAGUGAUGUUUCCAGUAGUUCUUCAGUAGAAAAUGGAGAAAUAGACCAACAAGAAGGUAUAAGCAGCAGUAGUCGAAGGAUAAGUAAAGAAUCAUGUUACAGAAGUCUUUUACAAGCUCGCAUAGAUGCUUCUGAUGAUGAAGAUGACGAUGAUGAUGAGGAGAAUGAUGAAACUUUUGAUGGAUUGCCUGAGAGUGUAAGUGAAGAUGAUACGGAAGAUAUGGAAGAUGAAGAUGAUGAUGAAGAUAGUGAUCAAGUUGAUGAAGAUGAUUAUGAAGAAGAAGAAGAUGAAGAUAGUUUCACUGUAACUGAAGAGCCAGGAUCGGAUAGUGGUUGUACUGCAGUUGUUGCUAUCUUGAAAGGUCAAGAUUUAUAUGUUGCAAAUGCUGGAGAUUCAAGAUGUGUUCUUUGCCGAAAUGGAGAAGCUGUAGAGCUCAGUUUGGAUCAUAAACCAGAAGAUGAGCCGGAAAUGAAACGGAUCAUGGCCGCUGGAGGUAAAGUUACUGCUGAUGGUCGAGUUAAUGGUGGUCUAAAUCUAUCUCGAGCACUUGGAGAUCAUGCUUACAAACAGAGUACUGAAUUACCUCCACAAGAGCAAAUGAUUUCGGCUCUGCCUGAUGUUCGACAUGUAACAAUAGAUCCGAAAAAUGAUGAAUUUAUGGUACUUGCUUGUGAUGGCAUUUGGAAUUUCAUGUCUAGUUCUCAAGUCAUUAAAUUUGUACGAGAAAGAAUAAACACCUGCGAAAAUUUAUCGAAGAUCUGUGAACAGCUUUUCGAUCAAUGUUUAGCGCCAGAUACCUACGGUGAUGGAACUGGUUGUGACAAUAUGACAGCCAUAAUUGUUAAAUUUCAAUCACCAGACUCAGAGGAAAUUAAAAAUAAUGCCAAUGAUGAAAAAGAAAUACCGAUAUCAAACAAAAGGCCACUAUCACCAACCAAACCAAUCAGUGAUUCAGAUGGAGCAAUCACAAACGAACAAAAUGAUGAAUGUAAACGUGCGAAAGUUGAAACAGUUUGAAAACAAUAUUGAAGAUUUUUUGGACUAGUAAAAUUGAUCUCUGUCAACUGUUAAGUGACUGAUGUGAAAUCAUGUAAAAUUACAUUAUUUAACCGUGUACAACUGGACAAAUCUUUACUGGACAACGACAGUUUUGAACUGCUGUAGUGUGUAAAAUAUGUGUCAGUGUUGGAAACAAAUGACACAAUAAUAUUAAGUGGAGCAAAUGAGAAAUUAAUUGAUUUAUUAGUUAUUUACAUUCGUAUUUUUUACAAACAAUUUUUAAAAUAUAUCAACAGACGCUACGGUAUUUUCUCGAAAAAGAAUAAUUAUUCAAAAAAAAAAAAGCUUUUAUGGACUUUUUAACUAAUUAAUCAAUUGAUAACUUUAUCAUUAAUAGAUCUAUACAAUAUCAUUGUUUCUUUUUAUUUUUAACUUUUAUAAGUAGAUUUUUGUUUUAUCAGAAUCAUAGUAUCUUUGAUCAUUUAAUUAAAUCAAGAAGCUAAGAAUAAGUUUUAUGUUCACAUUGAUAUUAUUUAUAAUAAUCAUGAAUUUAAUAUUGAGACUAAUAAAACUCUUUCAGGAAAAGAGUAAUUGGAUUUAUUUAGAUGAUAAAUUUGAAUAGUUAUUUAUUUAUGUGAGUAACUUAAAAUCAUAUUUACGUAAUUAAAGUGAUUUUUAUACUUGUUUUUGAUGCUCCUAUGCUCCAUUUAAUUGUUUCCUAAUGUUUUUAGAAUAUAUGUGUAAUAGGUAUGUAAAUACAGAUAUUUAGACAAUAGGGUUUAUAUAUGUAAUUUA